GACACAAUUUCCGUUGCGUCCGUAGCAUCGAUAUGAUCUUUUGAGUCGAGCAACAUAACUAUAUUUUAACAACCCCGUCUCUUGUCGAUUGUUGCCGGAGGUGUUGCGUUAUUUGUGUCUUUUCGCAAGACGCCUAUUCCCGUGUUUCAUGGUCAACUCUGCAGGGGCUGCCGCCCUCCGGCAGCUCUGAGCUCCGUCCAGCCGGCCAGAAAAAACUGACCCUCUCUCUUUACCAAACAAAACUUUGUUGAAUCUCCGGCGCAUGCACUCGUCCGUCGUUUCCCUUAGGAAGCACCAUCAGGGUAUCUCAUGCGCCUGACGAUCGCUACCCAAGGAUGGCUCUCAAUCUCUCGUCUACGCUGCUUCACUGGCACUACAAGACGUGGCAGCGCAACACUGCUGGGUACCUGCGAACGUUCAUGCGCAACAAGCUGCCGAACAAUGAGAUGAUUGGAUACGUCAUCAACGACAAGCAUCCGAAGUCGAUUCGAGUUGCCUGUGACAGGUUCAUGUACGUCAUGCGCUACAAAAAAACGUUCCGUUACACGAAGAAAGUGUGGGCACACGACGAGGAAAGCGAAGCAAGGCUGGGUGACGUGGUCAGGAUACAGCCGCUCGGAUAUCGAAUAGGUCCGUGGAAAAACUAUGUUCUGGUUCGUGUCCUCCAUAAAGAACCUCGAGACUAGGGCUUCGUGUGUCGGAGAGCUGAAGUGCCGUGAAUUUUAAGGAUCACCCCUGUAUAGAGCUCCGGCGUGAGCUGCGUGGUUGUCGCAACGGGGUUCACGGCCCCACGCUAGGUAUGCAUGUUUCUCUGCUGUCGAACAUGUGUUGACUUAUGUGGGAACGCGUCUUCAAAUAACUGUGUGUACC
This is a messenger RNA of Toxoplasma gondii ME49, 870 nucleotides long. Its product is annotated as ribosomal protein S17, putative. The transcript is spliced from 3 exons. Gene Ontology annotation, cellular component: ribosome; mitochondrion. The record is from RefSeq and is a predicted model, not a curated record. Lineage: Eukaryota; Apicomplexa; Conoidasida; Eucoccidiorida; Sarcocystidae. Gene Ontology annotation, molecular function: structural constituent of ribosome. Bases 336 to 686 code for a protein of 116 amino acids. Gene Ontology annotation, biological process: translation.